This is a messenger RNA of Ipomoea nil (Japanese morning glory), 783 nucleotides long. RefSeq names its product PRA1 family protein F3-like. The transcript has a single exon. Lineage: Eukaryota; Viridiplantae; Streptophyta; Magnoliopsida; Solanales; Convolvulaceae. Gene Ontology annotation, cellular component: endoplasmic reticulum; Golgi apparatus. The record is from RefSeq and is a predicted model, not a curated record. The coding region runs from base 98 to 754 and encodes 218 amino acids. Gene Ontology annotation, biological process: vesicle-mediated transport.
AAAAGAAAUAGAAAAAUGUAAUUUGGCGGUUUUGCCCAUACUGUACUGGCAUAAGGAAAACCUUGGCAAUUCUGUGUUCUCUGUCCCUCCCUAAAGAAUGUCUCAAAACGAGAACUCAUUCUCCGAUUAUGGAUCACUACCCCACCCCACCCCCGCCCCAAUCUGCACCGGAAAACCCCCACGUCCACCGCCGCGAGCUUUCAAACCGCCGCUGCCUCCGGUAACUCCCAUUUUACGCAAUAGAUCCGAUUACGCGACGCGCCGCCCAUGGCGCGUGUUCUUCGAUUACACCUCCUUCUCCCGCCCGUACGAUUCCGCCGAGGCCAUGUCGCGCGUGCACCGCAACCUCAACUACUUCCGCGUCAACUACGCCAUGGUUAUUCUCACCAUCCUCUUCAUCAGCCUUGUGUACCACCCGAUCUCCAUGAUCGUCUUCCUGGCCGUCUUCGUCGCCUGGUUUUUCUUGUACUUCUACCGGGAAGACCCGGUGGUGAUCUUCGGCAAGACGUUUGGGGACCGCCCCGUUUCGAUCGUAUUGGGUUUGGUGACGGUUGUUGCCUUGGUGUUUACUCACGUUGGGGUGAAUGUGCUGGUGGCGCUGAUCAUUGGGGUUCUGGUUGCGGGGAUUCACGCGGCGAUUAGGGGCACGGAGGAUUUGUUUUUGGAUGAGAAUGAGGCUUCGGAAGGGGGAUUGGUCUCGGUAGUGAGUGAAGGGCAAAUCAGGCCCGGUCAUAUUUCUCCCACACUCCGGUGAUGGGUUUCUCGCAAAUUUUUGGCUUCUUU